Lucilia cuprina (Australian sheep blowfly) is the source of this 716-nucleotide messenger RNA. Its product is annotated as lipopolysaccharide-induced tumor necrosis factor-alpha factor homolog. Gene Ontology annotation, molecular function: zinc ion binding. Bases 112 to 543 code for a protein of 143 amino acids. The transcript is spliced from 2 exons. The record is from RefSeq and is a predicted model, not a curated record. Lineage: Eukaryota; Metazoa; Arthropoda; Insecta; Diptera; Calliphoridae.
GUUGCCGAUGUUUGUAUUCAUCAAAAGUUUCGGGGUUACUACAGCUAUACAGUUGUAUACAAAAACUAAGAAUAACAAGAUACACACACGCACACAUAUCGUUUCUCAUUAAUGGAUACUAAAAAUCCCUACAGACCUGUUGACAAUAAACUGCAAGACGUUCAGCAACAACAGCAUUUAGACAUGGAACAAAUCAAUAAUGGGCCACCACAAAUCUAUAAUAAUAAUUUUACUCAGCCGUCGACUAGUGCUCCUACAGCUGGUGCUGGUUCAGCAACUACGGUUCAAAUAAUGCCAAUGUCAAAUCAACCAAUAUGUCCCCAACCUGUCGGACCAGUAUCUAUGCAAAUGACUUGUCCCAAUUGUCGUUGUCGCAUUGAAACAGCUGUACGUCAUCGUUCUACAACUAAAACCCAUUUUGCAUGUCUAUUGCUUUCCUGGACUAUCUGCUGCUGUUGUAUACCAUACUGCAUGGAUUCUUGCCGCAAUGCAAAUCAUUUCUGUCCCAUGUGCGGAACAUACAUUGGAACUUAUGCCUCAUAAACAGAAAAUAUAUUAAAAUAUUACAGAAUAUAUAUACAUAUAUACAUACACCCAUUUAUACAUACAUAUAUUCCAAUACGAUUUAUAAUUUUUAUAUAUAAAAAAACACUUCCAUAUUCUGUUUACAAUACAAUUGUAAAGUGAAUAAAAAAUUUUAUAUUUCUUAUAAAGAA